AUGGCAGAAGGCACUGUUACCUUCUUUGCGGAGAAGUUGAGCAACUUGAUUUUACAGGAAGCUUCUGUAUUUGGGCAAGUAGAAUGCCAGAUAAAGCUGCUGCGCAACGAGCUGGAGUGGAUGCGCCUCUUCCUGAAGGAUGCGGAUUCAAAGCGCAUAUACGACGAAAGAAUCAAGCUGUGGGUGAAUCAGAUUAGAAACGCAACCCAUGACGCUGAAGAUGUCAUCGACGAAUUCAUCGUCAACAUGGAUCAUCGCCAGCGAAGACUCAACACCCUCAAGCUCCUCAAGUGCCUACCUACUUGCGUAGGAUUCGCUGACAAGUUACCCUUCAUCCACGAGCUUGACAGUCGUGUGAAAGAUAUAAAUGUGAUGAUUGGGGCGAUUAUGGCUAAUAGAUCCAAGUAUGGUCUUGGAGAUCUAGUGGCUUCCAGCUCAUCCACGACUGAUCAGGUUGCGGCGCACAAGGAGAAGCGGCCCCCAGUAGUUGAAGAGAGCGAUGUAGUGGGGAUCGAAGAUGGCACCGAAGAGGUGAAGCAGAUGCUGAUGAAGGAAGAGACGCGGAUAUCAGUGGUGUCCAUCGUGGGGAUGGGCGGCCUAGGCAAGACAACUCUCGCCAAGAAAGUUUAUAAUCAAAGGGAUGUCCAACAACACUUUGAUUGUAAAGCUUGGGUUUAUGUGUCUCAAGAGUUCAGAGCAAGAGAAAUUUUGCUCGAUAUUGCCAAUCAUUUUAUGUCUCUCAGUGAAAAAGAAAAAGAGAUGAGAGAGAGUGAGCUUGGCGAGAAGCUUUGUGAAUACCUGAAGGAGAAGAAGUACUUGGUAGUCAUGGAUGAUGUAUGGAGCAGUGAAGUUUGGAGUCGCUUGCGCUCACAUCUUCCCGAGGCUAAGGAUGGAAGCAAAGUUUUGAUCACUACUCGUAAUAAAGAAAUCGCUCUGCAUGCCACUUCACAAGCAUUUAUCUAUGAACUUCGUCUGAUGAAUGAUGAUGAGAGUUGGCAGCUUUUUCUCAAAAAAACUUUUCAAGGAACAAGCACACCUCAUACUCUAAGUAGGGAGUUAGAGGAACCGGGAAAGAAAAUUGUGGCAAAAUGCAAAGGUUUGCCUCUUGCGGUUGUGGUCUUAGGAGGCUUACUGUCCACAAAAGAGAAGACACAACCAUCAUGGGAGAAAGUGCUUGCAAGUAUUGAGUGGUAUCUGGAUCAAGGCCCUGAAUCGUGCAUGGGAAUUCUUGCUUUAAGUUACAAUGACUUGCCCUAUUACUUGAAGUCUUGUUUUCUUUAUUGUGGGAUUUUUCCAGAGGAUUCUGAGAUUGAGGCAAGUAAGUUGAUCCGUUUGUGGCUGGCUGAAGGCUUUAUACAGAGAAGGGGAAAAGAAACACUGGAAGACAUAGCCGAAGACUACAUGCACGAGUUGAUCCAUAGAAGUUUGAUUCAAGUGGCUGAACGAAGGGUAGAUGGAGGAGUGGAGUCUUGUCGCAUGCAUGAUCUCCUUCGAGACCUCGCUGUUUUAGAGGCCAAGGAUGCAAAUUUUUUUGAGGUACAUGAAAACAUUGAUUUCACAUUCCCUAUUAGUGUUCGUCGGCUUGUCAUUCAUCAAAAUCUCAUGAAGAAGAACAUUUCUCAAUGCUUGCAUAAUUCACAACUCAGAUCUUUGGUUUCAUUUAGUGAAACUAUAGAGCAAAAAAGUUGGAGAUAUUUACAAGAGCAUAUUAAAUUACUUACUGUUUUGGAGCUAGGAAAGACAAAUAUGCUUCCAAGGGACAUAGGAGAACUCAUUCACUUGAAAUUCUUGUGCAUAAAUGGAUUUGGUAGAGUAACGCUUCCAUCGUCCAUUUGUAGACUGGUUAAUCUGCAGAGUCUUGACUUAGGAUAUGCUUCUGGCAGUAUACCAUAUUCAAUUUGGAAAUUGCAGCAAUUGAGACAUCUAAAUUGUCGGUUUUGCAAGGUUUCUAGCCAAUUCAAAACAAGCAAGUGUGUGAAUGGUUAUUUGGGUGUGGAGCAACUCACUAACCUUCAAACAUUAGCUUUAACGGGGGGGAGUUGGUUGGAGGGAGAUGGCCUGGGAAAAUUAACCCAACUUCGGAAUUUGUGUUUAGGUGGGUUGUUGACUCCCUAUUUGAAGAAGGGGUUUUUUGAGUCCAUUACUAAAUUAACUGCUCUUCAAACCUUGACUUUGGGCAUUAAAAAGUAUUCAAAGAAAAGAUUGUUAAAUCACCUUGGAUUAGAGCGGCAGAAGAAUGUCAUUGAGGAGAAAACAUUAUUCCCAGGACUCGAGCCUUUCUCAAGCCACGCCUAUCUUUAUGAAUUAUGUUUGGGAGGGAAGUUUGAAAAAUUACCGGAGCGAUUUGAAUUUUACCCUCCAAACCUCCUCAAACUCGAAUUGUGGGCAUGUGAGUUAAGAGAUGAUCCAAUGAUGAUUCUAGAGAAGUUGCCAUCAUUGAGAAUGCUUGGAUUAUCUUUGGAUGCUUAUGUUGGAAGAAAAAUGAUAUGUUCUUCUGAAGGGUUCCUUCAACUUGAAAGCUUAGAAUUGUACAGAUUAAAUAAAUUGGAGGAACUGACAGUCAAGGAAGGAGCAAUGAGUAGUCUGAAAACCCUAGACAUUUUGAGUUGUGAUGAAAUGAAAAAGCUUCCUUAUGGAUUGUUACAAUUGACAAAUCUUGAGAAAUUAUCAUUGGAAGGGCUAUCAUGCCGCGAAUCAAUUAAAGAGAUUGAAGAAGCCGGGGGAGAAGAUUGGAAUAAGCUUCGUAAAAUCAUGUGCUAA
This is a messenger RNA of Vitis riparia (riverbank grape), 2760 nucleotides long. RefSeq names its product putative disease resistance protein At1g50180. The record is from RefSeq and is a predicted model, not a curated record. The transcript has a single exon. Gene Ontology annotation, biological process: defense response to other organism. Gene Ontology annotation, molecular function: ADP binding. NCBI's taxonomy places the organism in Eukaryota, Viridiplantae, Streptophyta, Magnoliopsida, Vitales, Vitaceae. The coding region runs from base 1 to 2760 and encodes 919 amino acids.